Molecule: messenger RNA, 348 nt
Organism: Aspergillus chevalieri
Lineage: Eukaryota; Fungi; Ascomycota; Eurotiomycetes; Eurotiales; Aspergillaceae
Exons: 2
Coding region: 1-348 (115 amino acids)
Source: RefSeq, a predicted model, not a curated record
AUGCGAUACGAAAACUGGGAUGUCCUCCUCUUCCCAGGGGACUCCAAGACCCCGAUCCAGGAGUUCAAGACGCAGUGCUCCGUGAUCCAAGGCAGAGAGUCGCCCUACCUCAACGAUAUGGGACCCGUCCUAGGCCCGCAGUCUUUCCAAAUGCCGCCAGGAACCCAGACCUUGCUGCCGGUCCUUGGUAGCUAUAUCCCAAGCUUGCCGGAAGGUGCCCCGUUCCGAGCGUCUAUUCAUAACUGGGACCAGCCUGUGCCCAGCCGGUUGAUGGAUAGCCUGAUGCAGCCUGAUGAUGCCUUGUUGUAUCAUGCUCAAGUCUAUAUCGAUGGGGAGCCGGCUUCGUGA